AUGUCCUGUGACAGCGCUGCUGCUCAGCAGCAGUGUUCUGAAGUUAGUACGGUCAUGGCGGACAUGUCUCAGGUAAUCAGCGACGAUGCCUUGAUAUACAUUCGAAUCUCUCUAAACAUUGUCGCUCGUUUUAUUAUCUCAAUUGCUGGCAUUGUCACCAACAUCAUCAACAUGAUCAUCUUUGUAAAACUGGGCCUCAAAGACAGCAUGAGUGUUGGUCUCUUUUCACUCUCUUUGACUGAUGUUCUAGUUACGGGUGUCCAGCUUGCAAGCUGCCUCUGUUUCGUUACUGGCUUUGUGUGUAUGAACAUUGGUAUUGACCGAUAUUUAGGGUGGGCUAUAAGCUUUGUCUACGAGAUCUCUUGCUGGAUAACAGCUAUGAUAUCUAUAGAGAGAUGUUACUGUGUGGUUUCUCCGUUUACAGUCAAGCAGGUCUUCACAAGAUUUCGUUGUGUUGCAGCCACAGUAACUAUCUACAUUUUAUACAUCGGUAUGCAUGUUCCUGUUUAUCUUUACCCCAGAAUAAAAUGGAUAGAAACUAUAUUACCGUCAGGAAACACGACUAAGGGAAUAUCAGAAAGAAGU
Messenger RNA from Candidula unifasciata, 585 nucleotides. The record is from the annotation of a GenBank genome assembly. NCBI's taxonomy places the organism in Eukaryota, Metazoa, Mollusca, Gastropoda, Stylommatophora, Geomitridae.